GUUGAUAUACUCAAAGCUCUUGGUGCAGAAAUUAUUCGUACACCAACUGAGGCGGCAUGGGAUUCACCAGAAUCACAUAUCGGGGUUGCUAAACGGCUCAAUAAAGAAAUUCCAAAUUCGAUUAUUUUGGAUCAAUACUCAAAUCCAUAUAAUCCUAUCGCUCAUUAUGAUCAUACUGCGGAAGAAAUUUUGAAAUCAUGUGAUGGAAAGAUAGAUAUGUUUGUUGCGGGUGCAGGUACUGGUGGAACUAUUACCUGUGUUGCUAGAAAAUUAAAAGAAAAGUGUCCAGGGGUUAAGAUUGUUGGGGUGGAUCCGGUUGGAUCACUUCUUGCUGAGAAAGCGAAAGGUGUUGAUACCCCUAUUUUACCGUACUUGGUUGAAGGUAUUGGCUAUGACUUUAUUCCUGAGGCACUUGAUCACAGCGUGAUUGAUGAAUGGGUAAAGACAGGUGAUAAGGAAUCUUUUAUAAUGGCCCGUCGUCUAAUUCGUGAAGAAGGACUCUUGUGUGGUGGUUCAUCCGGUGCAGUGAUGUGGGGUGCGAUUCAAGCAGCAAAGUCACUGAAAAAAGGUCAACG
Messenger RNA from Dentiscutata heterogama, 575 nucleotides. The record is from the annotation of a GenBank genome assembly. Lineage: Eukaryota; Fungi; Glomeromycota; Glomeromycetes; Diversisporales; Gigasporaceae.